This is a messenger RNA of Sander lucioperca (pikeperch), 4262 nucleotides long. RefSeq names its product hypoxia inducible factor 1 subunit alpha, like (gene hif1al). Lineage: Eukaryota; Metazoa; Chordata; Actinopteri; Perciformes; Percidae. The transcript is spliced from 15 exons. Gene Ontology annotation, molecular function: RNA polymerase II transcription regulatory region sequence-specific DNA binding; protein dimerization activity; DNA-binding transcription factor activity, RNA polymerase II-specific. Gene Ontology annotation, biological process: cellular response to hypoxia; regulation of transcription by RNA polymerase II. The coding region runs from base 116 to 2179 and encodes 687 amino acids. The record is from RefSeq and is a predicted model, not a curated record.
GGAAGCUCGAGUCGACACGGCUGAGGGUUUGAUAUCAACAGCGUUGUCCUGCCCGUAUAAACCAUAAACAGAAACAAUAGUAAAGAGCAGAGUCGCAGCUCAGCGUGGAUUGAACAUGAAGGAUAAAGAGGAGACCGUCGCGGUUAAGCGGACCGGUUCGGAGCAGAGGAAGCUGCGGUCUCGUGAUGCAGCCAGAAGUAGGCGGAGUCAGGAGACGGAGGUGUUUUAUGAGCUUGCCAGCACUCUGCCGCUCCCCCGUCGAGUCUGCACCCACCUGGACAAAUCCGCCAUCAUGAGAGUCGCCCUCAGCUUCCUGCGGAUGCACCACCUCCUCAGACCCGGUAAGAAUCAGAAAGAGGAGUCUGAAGAGGAGGGGGAGGAGGACGAUCCAAUGGAUGCUUUCUAUCCUCAGGCGCUGGCGGGCUUCGUCAUGGUGAUGACCGAGGAGGGAGACAUGAUCUACCUGACGGAAAACGUCAGCAAAUAUCUCGGAAUCACGCAGCUGGAGCUGCUGGGUCAGAAUAUUUAUGACUUUAUUCAUGCCUGUGAUGAGGAGGAGCUCCGGGACCUGCUGACUCCACGUCCAGGUUCGAGUAAGAAACUGUUGGCAGAACAGCCGAGUGAGAGGAACUUCUUCCUGCGAAUGAAGAGCACUCUGACCAGCAGGGGGCGCACCGUCAACAUCAAGUCUGCUACCUGGAAGGUUUUCCACUGCACCGGUCAUAUGCGUCAGUUGGCUGGCGGCUCCACGUCACCCUCUGUAGGCAGAGUGAUGACCCUGCUGUGUGAACCCAUCCCUCACCCGUCCAGCGUGGAGUUCCCCCUGGACACGUGCACCUUCCUCACCCGCCACAGCAUGGACCUGCGCUUCACACACUGCGAGGGCAGGGUGACCGAGUUGGUGGGAUACAAACCUGAAGAUUUGAUUGGCCGCUCAGCCUACGAGUUUUAUCACGCACUCGACUCCAAUCACGUCAACAAGAGCCUGCACACAUUGCUGUCCAAAGGUCAGGUGAGCACCAGACACUACCGUUUCCUGGCAAACAGCGGCGGGUUUGUCUGGGCCGAGACUCAGGCGACCGUCCUCUACAGCAGCAAGAUGUCGAAGCCAGAGGCCAUCGUCUGCCUCAACUUCAUACUCAGUGCCGUGGAGCAGCCAGACGUUGUUUUCUCUGUGGAGCAGAUCCGUUGUGGCCAGCUGCCUAAAGCCGAACCCAACUCACCAGCGCUUGCACCAGAGAAUUGUGGGACAUCUGACUUCAGUGACUCUGACCCCGACAGUGAGCAUCUCAGCAGCUCCAGUCAGACUGAGGACGAAGAUUUGAAUCCCAGCAGCACUGCAGAGAUCUUCAACAAACUGAAGGAGAAGCCGGAGGAGCUUCUUCUGUUGGCUCCUGCCGCCGGAGAUGGCAUUGUCCCGCUGAUAGGAGAUUUAGUUGAGCUGUCGUUCGCCAGUCCUCCCAGUCCAGUGUCAGUGCCAGACCACCCUCAGGACCUGUGCACUCCACAGCUGCGAAAGCUCCUCUCCCCCAUCUUCAGCCCUCUCACUCCACCUUUAUCAUCAUCAUCAUCAUCAUCAGCAGCCUCCUCACCUGAUCCUGAGCCAGUGAUGAGCCCCUGUAAGGAGGAGAAAGAGGUGACUGACACCAGCAUGGUGGAGCAGUUCUUUGCCGUUUGGCCAGAAGAUAAUCAGCCGAAAGGAGAAACACAGGAGCUGGAGAUGAUGGAUCUGGACAUGUUGGCUCCUUAUAUCUCCAUGGACGAUGACUUCCAGCUGACCGUCUUCAGCAGUUUGCCAGAGGAAGCAGACAAACCUCCAUCCUCUUCGUCUGAACCCUCAACUGUCACACCUGCAGUCACAGUGAGCAGGAAACGGACUCGAAACCCAGAUGAGGCGGUGCUGUCCCAGCUGAUGAUUCAGGACAAGAGACAGAAACAAGAUCCUUCCUCAAUCGAAGAGGAACUUCUCCUCAGCCACAGAUUUCUGGGCUCUCUGGAGGAAACCUACCAAUCAGAUUUGUUCCUUGACUCGGGUCCUGGCAGAAAAAAUCCUCUUCUCACAGACAGAGACCCUAUUUUAGGAGGCAUUCAGGGACUCUGUGAUACUGCAGCUCUGAUGAGGGACAUAUUUACACCUCGUCCACCGGACCUGUCGCCGCCUCUCUCACCUAUGACUUGACGGAGCUCCUUUCCAAUCAAAGAGUCGACUCAACGCCGGACAUGAUAAUAGACUCACGCUGCGAACCGUCACCUUGUUGCUUGUAGCUGAAACAAGAAGUGAUAACAUGUUAUAAAGCAGGUGGAAGGUGCUGCCCAGUUGUUGCUUGUGUUCCUUCAACAUUACGCGUCAUCACUGAUUUUAAUGUGAGAAACCAGCAGGUGGUGCUACAUUUUUUUUAAAUCCUACACAGUGAGCCAAAUCUUUCAAAUAUAUUUCUCUUUGCAGCUUUCAACUUUAUCACAUUUAAUCCGUUGCAGUGAGUCUUGUCGUCAAAUCCAUAAUGCUCUAUUUUAAUAUUUUUUUUCAAUCUCACUGCAAUUUUGUGAAAUUACAGACCAUGGAUGUGUAUUCUAAGAACUGGAGACCGGCCCACAAUAGUGACCGCCCACUUUUUGAACAGCUCUGGAAGUGAUUUUCCCCAUUCAAUAUCUCCAUUGACGUUUCAUGAGUUUUAAGCCUGGAACCAAGCCAACCAGCUACGAGGUGAAUCAUGACCAUAACAAUUGAUUCGGCGCAAAGAAAAAAAAACAUUUUGAAAACUGAAACAAGUCACAACGUACAACAAGCCUGUGUUCAUAAACGAUCAUAGACUUCAGUGGUAGCAGCUUGCUAGCAGUUUAUAGGUGCAGUAAACCUAUCCAUGGUAACAGCAAGUUCCAAUCAGAUGUCGCUGUUAUGCUUUAGGAUUGUGGGUAGUGCAGUACAACCAUGUGUUUCUUAAAACAAGGUUCAUUUUGAUAUGGACUUUAGCUUCCACAGGAGCAGAAACCUUCAUUUUACUUUUAAAACAGACAUCACGGUUAAUCAGAAUCCUUAUGGAGAAAAUGAAUGGGGUUUUUCACUUUCGAAACCACAAUAUAGAGCUCUAUUCAGUCCAAUAGGAAUUACUCACCCGGUACAAAGUAGAACUAUAUGCGGGUCCACAGUACUACAGGACACGCCCUCGAAACGGUCAGGUUGGGUUAUGUUAAAGCCGCCAAAAAUGUGAUUAGGGUUAGGCACAAGAACUACUUGGUUAUUUUUAGGAUUAUGUUUGUUUUUAGGAAUGGUUAGGGUUAUCGUGUACCUUAUCUUAACUCAUGGUUUGGGUUUAAAUAAGUGUGUUAAUGCAGAAAAUUAUCUGAAGGGGUGUGUGUGUUGUGUAUAUUUACAAAUCUAGAACCUCCAUAGCUAAAAACAAAUUCAUAAUAAAAAUCAUGAUUGACCUAGCAUGCAGUUUGAGGUGUCAGUACCGCGAGUGGUAAAAAUUGGAAGCAAGGCAGAGCGGCGGUGCCGACCCUCGGACUAAUUAUACAUCCAACACACACACACACACACACACACACGCAAACUUGCGAAUAUCAGUGGCAGCGUUUAUUUCAGUGGCAUAUUUUUACGUCUUUUUAUACACUCAGAACUGUUAUUACUGUUAUCAUGUUCGCAUUACUCUUGCCGUUUGUUUUAAUCGUCCCACGGUGCCAGGUGGGUGGGGUUUAGCUUAUCUAACACUCCCUAUGCGCUAACAUUAGGCGAUCAGUCACAGGAAAGUUUAUUAAAUUAACACAUUUCAGACAUCACUGACUGUGAAAUGUUUGUGUUUACCACAGUGGAAACAUUCAGUCUGAUAUCAAAGUGGACUAAAACAAGCCAUAAAUAAAUAAAAUGCAGUUUUAUCAUAAUUUUAAAUAUAUAAAUUGGAAUAACUUGCAGUACAAACAAUAGCAUCUGCUUGUUUAUAUACAUAUUAGAAAUGUAAUUAAAACACUAGUUAUUCAUGUUUUGUCAAAUGAGUUAGAUUUUACGACUUGUAAUUGAAUUGUAGCUCAACAUAUAUGAGAUAACGAGAGUAAACUUGUAUUUUUCAGUGUCAGUGUUUGAUUAAAUAUUGUGAUGCUACUAUACUUAUUUGGCCUUAGUCUUUCAACUCUAUGUCCUUAUUCAAUGUCUGUUUUGGGUUAUUUUAGACAAGUUCUCUGUGCCUGAAAUUAGAAUAAGCUUUCAGUUAUUGUUACGGUUUUAUCCUGUUUGCAUUCUAAAGCUAAAUAAAGCUGAUGAAGCACAA